GUCUUCUCUAUGUACCGUUGAUAGCUAAUGGAUGUCGCACUUAUAUUGAUGUAGUGUGAAAAAUGCAUGCUUUUAUUCUUAUUUAUGUUGCGUUGUGACCUUUAGAUCUUGAACGCCAGCCCUGUUAAUGUGUGAAUGGGCUAUGGACGAGAAUAAGUGUUGAUUCACUGUGCUGGAGAACAGUUAAUACUAAUAAGCGAAGAGCUCGCUACAAUUCCAUUGAAGAUUAUAUUUUUGCAAUAUUUAUUAUUUUUAAGGUAAACUCUAACGGACCUACUUGAAACGAACUAAAAUUAAUGAGACAUCUUAUCUUUUUUUACUUUACGAAACGGAUUUACCGUCCGUAGUGUGGUAAAAUUGAGAAGCUGAUGAAUGGUAUUUUGGAAACAAAACCAAACUGAGAUCGACGUGAGGCAGCUUUCAGGUCUGAAUUUAUGUACGUUUUAAGAAGUAGUAGAUACUCAUAUGAGUUCCAGGGAAGAAGUAAAGAUGGGGGAUAUCUUAGCCACUGAAGCCAAUCUGCUCGGUAUGAUUAAGGAGUACCUUAAGGCGGAACAGUUUGAUAGCACGGUUCAUAGUUUUGACAAGGAGUGCAAGAGCAAAGGAAAGCUUGUGUCCAAGCCUCAAGGAAAUGCUCUGAGAGACGUUAAAACUCACAUCGUCCAGAAAGACCUCCUUAGUUCUUUCAGUGAUGGAGACUACAAGGUGUUCUUUAAGGUGUGGACAGAGAAUAUUCUAUUUGAUCUAGAUUACACCAAUACUGAGGCCCAAAAGCUGGAGUUCUACCUUUAUAUCCACUUUACCAUCUACCCACUGAGAAGCCAACCUGGAACACAAGACCAGGCAGAGUUUGAAGAGAGGAUUUCUCAUUUCAAGAAAUACCUGGAGACACGUGGAAGAGCACUGAGUCAAAUCACUGAGUUUCUCCCUUAUUAUGCUUUGCCUUUUGUGUCCAAUCCCGCUAUUCAUCCCUUCUUCAAGGAUCUUUUUCAGGAUGCCUGGAUACCAAAGUUGAAGAAUAGACUUCAAGAGUUUCUGUCCGUGACCCUGAAGCCUUCAAACUGCCCGAGGCUGCUGACAUUAUAUAAGGAGGGUGGAAAGGGUUCGAAAGAAGCCUUGCAGCAGCUCCAGGUACAACUGGUUGAGUCAGAGCUGUGCUCCGCCAACUACAUGCGCAAGUUCAACAAGAUGCAAGCAGACUACUACCAGCUCAUUGGCAUCGCUGCUGAGCUGGUUGAAUCUUUGGAGGCCACCAUCAAUGGAAAAAAUAUAUCCCCAGAAUACCUGCAAAGUGUGUUUGUUCGGCUGUUCAGCAGCCAGAUGAGGCAGAGCACGGUGCAGAUCACUGACCUCACCAGGCCUGGCACUGGAUAUUACUCUAUGAGUCCCUAUGAUGAUGCUUCCUCAAUACUUCGAGCAUCCAUUGCCCCACACAGACCUAAUGAAGUGCCCAUGCUGCCAUCUCUGGAUUAUGUGAAACUGAAAAAAGACCUGCUUGAAGGAUCAGACCGUGUGAAGACCCUGUUACUUCAGGCGCUGCGCUGGAGACUUACGCGGUCACUUCCCGGUGAACAGAGGGACACUGUGCUUCAGGCUUACAUAAGCAACGACCUACUGGAACGCAAGAGUACAAAGCAGGAAACUAUUCUUCAUUUACUGACUUCAAAGAACGAAAUGGUGCGGCAGUAUAUGGCUCGUCUCAUCAAUACCUUUGCCUCCUUUGCAGUCGGGCGAGGUUACCUCUCCAAGAUCCCUUUGCUUCUAAAACUACUGAUGAAGACACUACGGAAGGAGGAGAAGGACACCUUGACCAGAGAGAAUGUGCUGGUGGCUCUGCAGAAACUAAGUCUCGUGAGGAGCCAGCAGACCGCUAUGAUAGAAGAUGAUUUGAUUGGAUGGCUAGUGGAUGAAUUGCAUGACUCAGACUGUCUGAGCGAUUACACCCUGGAGUAUUGUGCAUCUCUUCUCAUGAAUUUAUGCCUGCGGACAAAAGGAAAAAGGAAGUGUGCAGAAAAUGCGAAGCAUGUGCUCAAGGUUUUAACUGACCUCCUCGGACAUGAUAACCAUGAGAUUCGUCCGUACGUGAAUGGGGCCCUGUACAGCAUCUUGUGUAUCCCCUCUGUUAGACAGGAAGCAAAAGCGAUGAGUGUGGAGGAGAUCCUCUGCUGCUACAGUAAGGAGGAUAAUCGAGAGCUUCACAGACAAAUUGGCUUUAUCAUUAAACAGCUCAACUCAGCGGAGGAAGAAGGACCAGAGUCGGAAGAGGAUGAGGAUGACAAUGAUGAAGAUUUAAUAGAGUCAGACCGAGAUAAAGAGGAGGUCCUUAAGCCACAGCCCAGAGAGCUGUCUGGGGAAAGUCUGCUCACUACAGAAUAUCUGGGUAUUAUCACUAACCUACCCAAAGUGAAAAAGAAGACAAACCAUCAGCAUAAUCCAAGCAUUGAUGAGCCUCUUCAGCGGCCGGUGACCCCAAGCUCGCAUCGUAACACUAAUGUAGUGAAUUACCACCCAGGCAGUCGUGGCAGUAUGGGUGGCAGAGAAGGAAAGAACGCCUCUUCUUUCAAGAACAACUCUCAACCUCACACGAGCUAUGGCAAUCGCCCACGCACGGCUGAGUCCCUGCAUCACCGCACCGACAUGGAGUAUGGUCGGCCAGCCAAGGUUUCUGAUCUGGACCAAUCCUACGACCUCCAAGCCAGAAAAGGAACCCUCCAAGAGAAACACAAUGAACGUUUUGACAGCGUGGAUUCUGUCUCCGCAUUUGCAAGCAUGCCGAGGCUCGAACGAACUCCUGAGCCAGGAGCCAUUCAGAGAAACCCCACGUGGACUCUGGCGCCCACGUUUUCCGAGACUGAACCCCAGCAGUGCAGCCGGCCAUGUUCGGCAAGCUCCCCGGGUGGACUGGGACGGCAGACCGGAGGCAGCCAGUCAACAUGGAGGUGAAGAGGGAGCUGUCACCACGGCGUCGAUCCAUCUCCCUUGGCACACCGAGUUUCCUGUAACAUCAUCCUUCCAGUUUUUGAUCAGGGUCAGCGUCACAGAGAGAGGGUCAUGAAUCAGCAAGCGGGGGCGGAGGGGAUUGAACAAUGCAAAGGAUUGUGAUCCUACAUUUUUUUUUUCCUGGCUUCAGCGCAGACUUUUGCAACCCAAUACGAGGUCAGACAAUAAUCGCAUCCCCCAACUAGCCCAACUCGAUGCUCUUUGCGGCCUCGUUUGGCCCUCAAUUUUCUGCUCUUUGUCACUUUUUCUCUCUCAGCAAGGUCACUAAGCACACCUGCGUAUGUGGAACAUCCAGCCACCGUGACAGAACAGACAAAUCUUAAUUUUAAAACUGGAGAUUAGCAUCAUGUUUACUGAGAAUGGGUUUAAGGGGCCAAAACAAAGAGAUAUGAUGAUGAAUAAUAGUUUUCAUCAGUUAGUCGGUCAGUUAUUGUCAGUGCUGGAAUUCGCUUUGCGGAAAACAAUUUUAUUUUCUAGUUGUGCAAUAUUUUGUAGAUCAAGGGUUCUAUUGCAGUGUUUACACAGCAUUUACAAAAAAAAGGAAAUUGUGUAAAUAUUUUAGCUGUCAUAGUUUGCAUUGUACAUUUGCACUGUUCAAACUCCAAUCCCAUAUUCAUGUGGAGCAUUUUUUUUUUGUCUUGUUGACAAUUUUAUUUCAAAGGAAAUUCCUGACUUUUAAUCCAUAUUGUAUCUCUGUAGUUAUCUAUGCAUUCAUCGAUCCAUUUAUUUUCUAGCAUCCAAGUUUACUGUGGGAAAGAGGGAUGGUACACCUUUGAUGCCAGUCAAAGGAAAACCCAUAUUGACACCGCAUGCAAAUUCACACCCAAUUAACCGGUCAUGCAGGUUUUUGGAGUGUGGGAGGUAAUUGAGCGACCUGGAGAGAACCCAGGCAAGCACAAGGAGAACAUUCAAACUUCAUACAGAAACGUCUGAACUGAGAUUCACACUCAGAACCCUCGUGAAAAGGAAUACCUUGCCGCCAAUCCCCCUACCCCACCAAAAAAAAUAAAGAUACUCCAUUGUCAUUUUGACACGAAAACAAUGUCAUAACCUUUUCACUGGACAGUCAUGAUUAAUGUUUAAUCAUUUUAAAUUAUACUCAGCAUUAUGGGAAUGCAGUCAUUAAUAAAUGAACUAUUAGCUAA
Syngnathoides biaculeatus (alligator pipefish) is the source of this 4145-nucleotide messenger RNA. RefSeq names its product lisH domain-containing protein ARMC9. NCBI's taxonomy places the organism in Eukaryota, Metazoa, Chordata, Actinopteri, Syngnathiformes, Syngnathidae. The transcript has 25 exons. Gene Ontology annotation, cellular component: ciliary basal body; centriole; ciliary tip. The record is from RefSeq and is a predicted model, not a curated record. Gene Ontology annotation, molecular function: protein binding. Bases 466 to 2943 code for a protein of 825 amino acids. Gene Ontology annotation, biological process: cilium assembly.